This is a messenger RNA of Bipolaris sorokiniana ND90Pr, 1974 nucleotides long. RefSeq lists its product as uncharacterized. Lineage: Eukaryota; Fungi; Ascomycota; Dothideomycetes; Pleosporales; Pleosporaceae. The record is from RefSeq and is a predicted model, not a curated record. Gene Ontology annotation, molecular function: translation elongation factor activity; RNA binding; ribosome binding. Gene Ontology annotation, biological process: positive regulation of translational elongation. The transcript has 4 exons. Bases 1 to 1974 code for a protein of 657 amino acids.
AUGCAUCGCCGGGCCAACAGCCGUAGAGGGAUAAUGGCGCGUCAGCAAUUACCUCGGGUUUUCAAGCAAGAACGACCAGACUCCGUCAAACUGGAUUUUGAAGCAAGAGUUCCGAUCCCCUUCAGUGUCUUCCCGUCUGCGUAUCGGAACGCGGAAGUUAAGGACUCUACAAGUGGUCAGGUAGAACAAGAAGCACAUCUUGAAUACCAGGCUUCACACGGACGGGAAGGUCACGAAGAAAUCCACGAAUCCUUCUCCGCUACCACCGUCCAUCGGCCACAUCCUCCUCCUCCCAAAUCGACCACCUCGUCUUCAUCUUCUUCAUCUUCGUCGUCUUCAUCAUCCUCGUCGUCUUCUUCCUCUCGCUCUAAGCGUCGCCACGACACUCAGGUCAAGGAAGAGGUUCACAUCUACGAACAAGAGCGAAUCCGCCGUUCUCAGCCUGCUCAGUCCCAGCACUAUCAAGAGUCUCACCAGCACGUUCACGCUCAGCAGCAGCCUGCUCAGCACCGUGAAGAGGUUCAUAUUCACGAGCACACCCGCUACGCUCAGCCCCAAGCCCAAGUCCCAGCUCAAGCCCAGCCCCAGCAGCAACGCGCUCAGUCGUACGCUCAGUCGCACGCUCAGUCGCACGCUCCGUCGCACGUUCAGUCGCACGUUCAAUCGCACGUUCACUCUCACGCUCAGUCCCACGCCACUCAAUUUCACGCCCAGCCUCACCCUGAGCAAGCUCAGCACGCCCAGCGGACGGACCGUGUAGAGUUUGAACGAUCCCACGACCGCUCUUCCUUGCCCAACCCCAAGCUGACUUUCCUUUCUUCCUUCAGCUACCAAUCCCAACCUCCUCCUUCCUCUUCACACUCAAAAGUCGAGGUCCAGGACACAACCUACGACAGACACUUCAACACUGUUCAAGGCCCUGCCACCACCGUCACUCAAUCUCAACUCGACCUCACUGAGCGUCAGUUCCGUGAACGUACUCGACCCAUCGUCGCCGGUGCCAGCUACUCCAAGGAGACCUACACCACCCAACGCGGUGCCUAUCCCAACAACAGGAAGGUAGACAGUGUUGACUCUCAUCAAACCGAGGUCCGAGUAGAAGAAUCUGCUCGUUCCGCUGCUGCACCCCCCAAGAAGUUCAAGCGUGAUAUGGGAUAUUACGACAACGAGGGCAAGUACCAUUCGUUUCGUCAAGGAAUCUCCAACGCCGCACACAAGGUAGCCGACCGCGUUCAGCACCCCAUCCACCCUCACCGCCACCACCACUCUCACGAGCACUCUUUCGCCGGAGCCAAGUACGACGACCAACGCGAGGAGGUUAUCGUUAAGGAGAAGUUCACCACCGCUGCUCCUUCUGUUGCCCCUGCCCACCCCAUCCACUCCGGAACUCCUGUAGAGCGUGUCGUUCGCGUCCACUCUUCAGUCCCACCCCCAGCCCCCAGGUCCGUCUCUGUCGCACCUGCUCCCGCCUCCAAGUCUAUCGCAACCGCGCCAGUCCCUGCUCGCUCAGUCCGCAAGAUGUCUACCGCAAGCACCAUCACCAUCCCCUGCCACCACAUCCGCAUUGGCGAUCUCCUGAUCCUUCAGGGCCGCCCUUGCCAGGUCAUCCGCAUCACCACCUCCUCCCAGACUGGCCAGCACCGCUACCUCGGUGUUGACCUCUUCACCAAGCAGCUCCAUGAGGAGUCCAGCUUCAUCUCCAACCCUGCCCCCUCUGUCGUUGUCCAGAACAUGCUUGGUCCUGUCUUCAAGCAGUACCGUGUUCUCGACAUCCGCGAGGACGGUCGUGUCGUCGCCAUGACCGAGGGUGGUGAUGUCAAGCAGGGUCUUCCCGUCCUUGACCAGUCUGGUCUCCUUUCCCGCUUGACAGAGGCCUUUGACAACGGCCGUGGCAGCGUCCGCAUCCUCGUCAUCAACGACGAUGGUAUGGAGAUGGCUGUUGACUUCAAGGUUGUCCACGGCUCCAGGCUGUAG